Molecule: messenger RNA, 899 nt
Organism: Solanum pennellii
Lineage: Eukaryota; Viridiplantae; Streptophyta; Magnoliopsida; Solanales; Solanaceae
Product: ubiquitin-conjugating enzyme E2 28-like
Exons: 4
Coding region: 175-621 (148 amino acids)
Biological process (GO): protein polyubiquitination
Cellular component (GO): nucleus
Molecular function (GO): ubiquitin conjugating enzyme activity
Source: RefSeq, a predicted model, not a curated record
AGGACGACCGAAAGCACUGAACAUUGAAGAAUCUUUCUUCUUUUGCUAAUAUUCACGCGUUUCUCUCUCUCUAUUUAUAUACAUUCUUACAGAUUCCUUCAUAAAUUUUCAUCUUCUUUUGGUUUGUUUGUUUAGAUCUCUUUGAAUUGUUAGGGUUGUUUCAAUUUUUCUGCCAUGGCUUCUAAGCGGAUAUUGAAGGAGCUUAAGGACCUUCAGAAAGAUCCUCCUACUUCAUGUAGCGCUGGCCCCGUCGGAGAGGACAUGUUUCACUGGCAAGCUACGAUAAUGGGCCCUCCAGAUAGUCCCUAUGCUGGGGGUGUAUUUUUAGUCACUAUUCAUUUUCCUCCUGAUUAUCCAUUUAAACCUCCUAAGGUUGCUUUUAGGACAAAAGUUUUCCAUCCAAAUAUUAAUAGCAAUGGCAGUAUAUGCUUGGACAUAUUGAAGGAGCAAUGGAGCCCUGCCUUGACUAUUUCCAAGGUUUUGCUUUCAAUCUGCUCACUCUUGACGGAUCCAAACCCCGAUGAUCCCCUGGUGCCAGAGAUUGCUCAUAUGUACAAGACAGACAGGGCAAAAUACGAAUCAACUGCCCGGAGUUGGACCCAGAAGUAUGCUAUGGGUUAAAACAUUUCCUAUAAGUGCUUGGAUUUGUGUAAAAAGAAUGAAUCUGUCUCUCUGUCCUCUACCUUCCAUCAACAUAAGUGUAGAAUAGCAAUUAAACAAAGCCUCUAGAGGAAAGGCGAUGCUUCGAAUUCGUUUACAUAGAUAGAUAUACUAAUAUUUAAAGAAAUCUGGGAAGUGUUUGUUUAUCUGGUUUAGGAUUUGUAACAUUUGUUUCACCAAUCUAUUUCAUAUAAAACUGUUCACUAAUUGUCUUUAUCAAUUCCACACAGUCUUCAUUA